UAGAUAAACGGCCGCCAUCGCCACCCACGUGAAUGGCUCCGCGUCAGGCUGCAGAGAGCCCACCGGAGGAUUCCCCGCCGCGGAGUCUGCCUUCCGACUUUCCAGGGUUGCUGGGGAAAUUAUUUAGCCCAAGUGCAGCAUGAAAGUGACCACGUUAUUCUCCUGCAGUUUAACAACAGUCUUCCUUUCUUCUAUUAAAGCAGAUCAGUGCAGUGUGUACAAUUGGAGCAGCAAGUUACAGCAUUUUGUACUUGAAGGCCAGCCUUUGGCUAUCAACUGUUUGCCAGACAAAAUGCUAAAUCUGGAGCUCGAAGAGCACAACUUGACCUGGUACCGAGCUGGUGAUCACACUCCUGUGUUGGAAGACCCGCAUUCCCGAAUUCAGCAGCGGGCAACCUUCAUUUGGUUCCUUCCUGCAAUUUUAGAAGAUUCGGGGUCUUAUGAAUGUGCUAUAAGGAAUUCAACGCAUUGCAGCAAAAUGUAUUUUAAAUUAUCAGUCUUUCAAAACACUAAUGGUUCGUGUUUCAAUGCCAAGUUUGCCCUUCUUCAGGAUGUGAUCACAGCAUCAAAUUCAAAGAUUGUGUGUCCUAAUCUGGAUUAUUUCAAUGACAAACCCCCCAUUUUAACCAUUCUCUGGUACAAGGAUUGCAAAUUAAUUAAGGACAGAAGGUUUCGGCCUUUAGAUAAGUUUCUUAUGAUUGCCAAUACAACUGUGGAAGAUCAAGGAAACUAUACAUGCCAAAUGCCGUACUAUUACAUGGGAAAACAAUACAACGUUUCAAGAGACAUCAGUCUGGAAGUUAGAGAAAGCCCACCAAGGAAGCCUCCAGAAAUUUUUUUCCCAAGAAACCACUCAAUUGAAGUAGAACUUGGUUCUAAUAUCAUAAUUGACUGCAAUACAUCAGGUGCCGAAGUAGAUCAUGUGUUCUGGACAGUGAAUAACUCCUAUAUUGAUCACUAUUACAAGCAUAGCAAAAACGUUUUUGAAAUUUACGAGAAAGAGAUUGUCCUUGAAGGAAAGCCUUUUUUAAGAGUGAGACUGAACAUUUCAAAAGUCAGUGACGAGGAAUAUGAAAAUGUGUUUGUGUGUCACGCUUUGAAUUCUUUUGGUCAAGUUGCAGCACAUGUUACACUGAGGAGCAAAGUUCCAGAUUUUCGGGGACCACUGAUUGGAAUGUUUCUAGUGGGAUUUCUGCUAACUACAGCUGCUAUAUUAUUCUACAGUUUCUUCAAGAUUGAUAUUAUUCUCUGGUAUCGGAGUUCCCGCUGUCCUUUGACCAGUAAAGAAGUUUCAGAUGGGAAGAUCUACGAUGCCUUUGUCUUGUAUCCAACAGCUGAUACAGUGGCUCGGAUGUACAGCAUAGAUAACUUUGUUCUAAAGCUGUUACCUGAGGUUUUGGAGCGACAGUGUGGAUAUAAGCUUUUUAUAGUUGGAAGGGAUGACCUACCAGGGCAAGCUGUGGUGAGUGUAACCGAAGAUACUAUUAAACAAAGCAGAAGGCUGAUGAUCAUUUUGGAACCGGAACUAUCAAGCUGCAGCAGGUUGGAAGAAACAUCCGAGCAGCAAAUAGCCGUGUACAAUGCACUCGUUCACUGUGGUAUUAAAGUGAUACUAAUUGAGAUGGAAAAGAUAAAGAACUACACAAGCAUGCCGGAGUCUAUUCAAUACAUUAAGCAGAAGCACGGAGCGAUCCGGUGGAAACAAGACUCUGCAGAAAAAUCUCAAUUGGCUAGUACACGGUUCUGGAAAAAUGUGAGAUAUCAGAUGCCACUCAGGAGAACUGUGUCUCUUUCAGAAAUCCACUUAUUGCCACAGUUUCAUAGCGAUCCUGUAAUGACUAUCACAAGGUGAUCAUCACAAUAAUCAGGUCAACUGGAAAAAAAGGCCUCACCAGCUUUCGUACAUCCAAAGGAAAGCAUUCCGGAUUAAUCCCUUAAAAAAAUAUUGGAGCCCUGAAAUUCUGCAGGGAAUUGCCCUGAGCAUAGUCCCAUUUGGCAUGGUUAGUGCAUGCAGUAUGUUUCCCGAGACAGGCUUUAGGCUGAGAAGCAUCUGUCAUGCUCCAGGAUUGACAGCACUGUAUACCUGUACACAUGCUCAGUUCUCCCCAAAGCAUAGGGGUUUUUGAAGUGUUAAGUCAGGAGGAGAGGGUGGUCUUUCCUUGGACAGCGCUUGACAACCAGUUGUCCCUGUCUUUCUGCUUCCCUGCAGCUAGCUUACUGUUGUUCCUGCGGAAAGAAGAGCAGUGGUACAGAGUUGAAUUAUGAUUGACAAAGCAGUCAUCUUAUUUUUGCGUUCAAAGAACUGUGAUGAGCUGAUUUGAAAAGCCUGUUAAGAAUGCAAGAAAUAUCUGAAGAAUUGUUACCAAAUAUAUUGUAUAUAUUUUUAUACUUAAUAUAGUUCAUAAAAUAAUUGGAUGGUAAAUGCAUGAGCAUACAAACAUAACAUUUUACACUAGAUUUGUGUGAUUUCUGGAUAAUUUCCAUUAAAAC
Messenger RNA from Gekko japonicus, 2490 nucleotides. RefSeq names its product interleukin-1 receptor-like 2. Gene Ontology annotation, molecular function: interleukin-1, type I, activating receptor activity. The coding region runs from base 140 to 1852 and encodes 570 amino acids. The transcript is spliced from 11 exons. The record is from RefSeq and is a predicted model, not a curated record. Gene Ontology annotation, biological process: regulation of inflammatory response; signal transduction. NCBI's taxonomy places the organism in Eukaryota, Metazoa, Chordata, Lepidosauria, Squamata, Gekkonidae.